AUGGAAAAAGAAACCCCAGAAUCAAGGAUGAUGGGCACGAUGAUGAACACCAUGAACAGAGCUAUGGCCCAACAACAGGAAUUCUUUAUGAAGUUAUUGGAGGAUAGAGAUGCUAACAACCGUAAGCAUGAAGCGGUUGCCGAAAACGUGACUAUUGUGGGAUCCGGGGGCACCGGAAAUGAAAUUCCAACCCAGGAAUUAGUAACAAUUGAUGCAAGACAAGUGGGAAAGGUCUGCUCCUACAAGACGUUUCUAUGUUGCAAACCACCAGAGUUUGUAGGGUCAGAUGAUCCCGUGGCAUGUAUGAACUGGCUGCGAGAGAUCGAGCAAGCCUUCCGGGCUUGUGACUGCGAUGAGGGACAAAAGGAGAAAUUUGGCUCCCAAAUGCUAAGGGGUGCAACCCUUACGUGGUGGAACAUUGUCAUAUCGACCGUAGAGGUUACGGAAUUGGCCAAGAUGAGUUGGGCCACGUUUAAGGAAAAUGUGUUGGAGGAAUAUUGCAAUGAGCAGGAGAUGGACCGCAUCGAAGAAGAGUUCCGAACCCUAAAGAAAGGAAACUUGUCGGUAAGGGACUACACACGACUCUUUAUGGAAAAACUAAAUUUGGUAACGGAGAAAGAAAAGAUGAAGGCUUAUUUAAAGGGGUUGCCCGCAGACAUGAUGGUAAUGGUCAGGAAUUCCAGAGCCUCCACCCUUAGAGAGGCAAUUGAAGAGGCAAAGAUCAUGGAGUCGGUGUACAACAAAGGGAGAGAAGAGAAAGCGGCUAGCAGUGAAAAAAGAAAGUGGGAAGGUCAUCAUACACCUUCCAAGAGACCAAACCAUCUCAAAAACAACAACCGUGGAGUUUAUCCUAGACAAGAGGCCAAGUGGUGUCCCAAAUGUCGCAGUAAACAUCUCGGCCCGUGCAUCACCAACCUUACUCUUGUAAAAUGCUUUAAGUGCGGAAAGCCAGGCCACACGUAA
Molecule: messenger RNA, 963 nt
Organism: Cynara cardunculus var. scolymus (artichoke)
Lineage: Eukaryota; Viridiplantae; Streptophyta; Magnoliopsida; Asterales; Asteraceae
Exons: 1
Coding region: 1-963 (320 amino acids)
Source: RefSeq, a predicted model, not a curated record